UCGUCGUUGGCGUCCCUAUCCUUCGGUUGCAGAAUUCCUCCCACCGGCGGCCCUUCCCUCGUCGUCGAUAAAAGAAAAAAAAGGAAGAACAAGAAUUGGUAACUAAUAAAAACAUCAAAACCCGAGAGAAACUAACCAACCAAAAGACAACGGGUUGCGCCAAGGGAGGGUGUAGGUAGCCAAUCGAGUCAAGGUUUUUCCCCCCACCCGUUUGGACGUCGGCACGCUAAGCAACGUGAGCGGCUGCCAAAUACUUUGAUGCGACGUCGAAAGUAAAAUUAAACUCCCAACCCGAGAAAGGGGGCCCCCUUCUUUUUUUUUUUCUUCUUUAUCCCGCCCCUCCUCACUGGCUCCUACUUCACUUUCACGAGGUAUUUUUUCUGCUGUAUUUGAUUCCUCCGUCAGUCCUGUUUGGUGUACGGUGGGAGCGUGAACCGCCGAGCGACGACGGCGGAUCCAAUCAGAAAAUCAAACGGUGAAUGGCUCGGGUGAUUUGCGUCGAGUUUGGGAAUUCAUCGCUGCCACCGACAAAUUGUAAAAUUAAAUUCGACGGAUGAUUUGUGUCGUCGUGUCUGUGCGUUUCCUAUUGAUUUUUGUGGUGAGGAUUAUUGAUGUUUGGCUGCCGAUCCAUCGGACUCCACCGCCGCCAUGCAUUCGACGUACGUCAAAAUGGCCAUGGAUCGCCAGCGGGCCGAACUCCGCCACCGGAGGAACCGACGGCUCCGAUCGGCCAUGGUUCUCAAGAACAAAUUGAAAGACUGCUGCCGAAAGAUCACCGCCUUCUUCUUCACUCAAAUGAUUAGAUUGGAGUUUGUGGACUUAUUGUCGGUUAUACAAUCGUCGGCGCCUUCAUGUUCAUCGCCCUGGAGGCGGAAGCCCAGCAUCCACUGACACAGCAAGUCAUUACUCGCCGUCGAUCCUGCGUCGACUACUUGUGGAACAUUACCCAUCAUCUCAAUGUCCUGAAUUACGACCAAUGGCGACAGGACGUCAAUCGCACCGUUUUCGAGUAUCAAGCGCAAAUGGUGCGUCACAUCCGGCGCGGUUACGACGGCACCGACGAGAAUCCCUUGUUGAUGCGCUGGACCAUUCCGGCGGCUUUGAUGUAUUGCAUCACCAUUUACACGACCAUCGGUUACGGCAACUUGACGCCGAGAACUGCCGGGGGUAAAUUCGCCACGGUGAUUUACGCCAUGGUGGGCAUCCCGCUCAUGUUGCUCUACAUGGCCAACGUGGGUGAAAUCCUGGCGACAUCAUUUAAAUUCACUUAUAAGAAAAUGUGCAAAUGUCCUAGGAGGCGGAGGAGGGGUCAGUUGACGCCGGAAGUGGCCACCAUUCCGGUCAGUCAAGAGCCAGUGAGAGACAAGAAGCGGAAGAAACAUAAAACGGAUCCAGCGGCGACCAUCACCGUCUCGGUCAUUCCGGUGGAGCCGGCGGAAGAAGACGAUCCGACCGCUUACGAUCCGCAAACAGUUUCCGUCACCAGCUGUCUGGUCGUCAUGAGCAGUUUUGUGAUUGGUGGCGCCAUCCUCUUCAGCGUGUGGGAGGGUUGGGGCUAUGUGGACGGAUCCUAUUUCUGUUUCACCAGUUUAUUGACGAUCGGCUUCGGGGAUUUCGUUCCCGGUCAGACGAUCGCCCAUUCACAGGACGCCGUCGACAGUAAACUCAUCAUUUGCGCCGUGUAUCUGUUACUGGGCAUGGCCCUGCUGGCCAUGUGUUUCAACUUGAUGCAGGAAUCGGUUUUCAUGAAAAUCAAACGACUCGGACGCCGGCUGGGUUUGCUCAGAGACAGAUCUGCUGCUGCUGCCUCCUCCUGAUCCUGCUGCCAAAUUCAAUCGUCGUCCAUAUUGUUUUUCAUCUUUUCUUGUUAUUGAAAAUGUAUUGUCGCAUAACAGUUUCUUUCCACAUGUGCCGCCUUGCAAUAUAUAUAUCAAAACGACAUUGUUGACACACA
Messenger RNA from Daphnia pulicaria, 1954 nucleotides. RefSeq names its product potassium channel subfamily K member 15-like. The record is from RefSeq and is a predicted model, not a curated record. Gene Ontology annotation, cellular component: membrane. Bases 852 to 1817 code for a protein of 321 amino acids. Lineage: Eukaryota; Metazoa; Arthropoda; Branchiopoda; Diplostraca; Daphniidae. Gene Ontology annotation, biological process: potassium ion transmembrane transport; stabilization of membrane potential. Gene Ontology annotation, molecular function: potassium ion leak channel activity. The transcript has 9 exons.